GGGCUGAAGAAAGCCAUGGUCCCCAAGUUCGUGGACGUGUACGUCGUGGCAGGCCGUUUCACCAGCACCAUGGCCGGCGUGGACAUGACGGGCAUGGACCUCUACGAGGACAUGCGCAUCGUCCACGACAAGCUGGCCGUCUGUUUGGCCCUCGCGACAGCCUUGACCAGGAAGGUACUCCUCGAAAAGAUCAGCCCCGACGAUGCGAUCAAGUUCCAGGAGACUUUCCUCGUGGACGCCGUGAUCAAGCUCCUCCGCGGCAGCGGCAUGGUUGACGCCUGUGCGAAGUUCGCCACGGAGGUCGUGAAGUUAUUGCCCAACAUGCCCGAGUCGAGCUGCCGGUGCGACCUCUCCAGGUGGGUCGCCCUCGCCUUGGUGAAGCAGGCGUCCGCGGACGAGUUGGAUAAGAUCGAGGAGAUCAAGGACGCGUACUCGAAGGAGGCCGGCGACAACCAGUCGAAGUUUGCCAGGUCGAUGAAGGUAUUCGAUACGGGCCUGCUGCUGAUGAAACAGGUGGACAACGAGCUUGCGGCGGUGAAGGCAGAGAGCGGCCUGCGCCUGACCUUGGACAAGCUCACCCAGGACGUCGGCAAGGUUGGCGCCCUCAGAGGCCUUUGCGAGGACAAGGUCACCAUCGACUCCGACCAAGUCGCGGUGCUUCAGAAUCUGCAGGAGAAUCUGUCGAAGCUCCAGGGCGUCAUGACCGAUCGGUUCAAGGCGGCCAACGAGGUGCAGUUGGCUGCUGUGAGCGACUUCCUCGAGAACGCCAGGGCUUCUUUUAUGUCGGCAUACGGCGUCAGGUCUAUCCAAACGGUGAUCGAUAAAAUCUUCAAGCCGGCGCUGCCUCUUCUCAAUGAGAUAUGCAACGACGCAUCGGGAACUCUGAAGAUCGACGAUCAGCGGCAAGCGGCGUGGCAGUUGGCAAGCACGCAUGCGACGAUGGAGGCCCUUCCAGACAUUGCCGACACUGUAUUCCCCAAGUUCGCGACCGCCGAGCAAACCAACGGCUUCACCACGACCUGCGCGGCCAUCUCCGUCGACACCCGCUGCGUGAUCGCCGGGGUCUCUGCGUUGCUGGGCAAUGCCCCCUUUGACUUGUGCGACCCCGUCUUGUUGAAGCUGGUUGAGCUGCUGGACGACGAGAACGACGAUAAGCACACCAUGCUGAAUAACCCCGACGACAACGCGAAGGAGUUCGAGGCGAAGGUCCGGGCUGUCAUCAGCAAGCGCCUCAACUGCUACAUCUUCAACGACGGCGUCAUGGCCAAAUUCAAGACGCAGGCUAAGCAGCUCUGGGAUUUGGGGCCGGUGUGCGUCGAGCGCUUCCUUGGCACCUGGAUCCCAGGCGACGUGGCAGUCGCGGACAACGUCGUCGAGGUGCUCUCCACGUUCGUCUCCCAUUACAGGGGCUUCGUUUGCCCCUCGCCCUCGAUCCUCGACGACCCCGAGCAUCGCGGCGUCUCCAUCGACGCGAUGGCGUGGGCGCCGUUGCUUGCCCGGUUCAAGCAGCAGCCGACCAGCGGGCACCACCUCGUCAAGAAUUUGCCCGCCGUCGAGAGCGACCUGUCAGAAGAUGAUGAAAUGAACGGCCUGACGAGCAUGAUGAAGCAUCUCGAGGCGGCGGUGUAUCAGGGCGAGACGCUGAAGCAGAUCAUGGAGUUCGCUGAAUCAUGGUCGGGGAUAUCGUCAGAUUUACACGCGAGGAUUAUCGAUUUGGUCACUCAGUGCAAGAGGGCGCACGACGCUGACAAGGCUGGUUUGCGGCAGUCGGUGGUGGACUUCGUGGCCCGGGUGGCCCUCGGCGCUGAUCGCUCCGCGCAGCAGGUGGGUUUGGCAGCUCUCAUGUCGGAGACCGCCGGCGAGUUCUACCAGAAGAAGGACGACGUCGUCGCGAUGUGCUCGGCGCCGCUCAUGAGGGCCAUCUUCGCCGAGAUGAAGUGGUUCUACAGCGCCGCUGUCCGCGACGUGCGCGCCCUGUGCGAGGGCGCUCUCGGGUUCGACCCAGCGGCCAGCAACGACGCCGUUCAGCGGGCUGGACUCCUCGCCGGGAGCGGCACUGCGGUGCUGGCGAUGUGGCGUCCGCUUCGCCAGGGCGAG
Prorocentrum cordatum is the source of this 2097-nucleotide messenger RNA. NCBI's taxonomy places the organism in Eukaryota, Dinophyceae, Prorocentrales, Prorocentraceae. The record is from the annotation of a GenBank genome assembly.